CAGAAAAAUCCUUUGACGCAAGCAGCCGUAAGCACUCAGGCAAUCAGUGAUGUCUUUAUAUUUAUAUCCGCCAGUGAGGCCGGCACUUCACCACACAACAUAUACAUAAAAACAGCGCAGAUUUCUGGUUGUGAGAGGAAAGGAGAUAUGGCUGAGAGUAACGUGAAGGUAUUGGGUACAUGGGCAAGCCCGUUCGUGAUGAGGGUGAAAAUUGCCCUUCACCUCAAAUCUGUCCGCUACGAGGACGUGGAGGAAGAUUUGUUGGCACCCAAAAGCGAGCUUCUUCUCAAAUCUAACCCUGUUUACAAGAAAAUCCCGGUCUUCUUCCAUGCUCAUAACCCUAUCUGCGAGUCCCUAAUCAUCCUUCAGUACAUCGAUGAGGUUUGGACCACCUCUGCUUCUUCCAUCCUCCCUUCCGAUCCCUAUGAACGUUCCCAAUCCCGAUUUUGGGCUGCCUAUGUCGACGAUAAGUUUUUCCCUGCCUUAAGAAGACUGUUGAUAGGUGCAACGGAGGAAGAUAAAAAGGCAGCGUUGGCGGAAGUGGUGGAAGGGACGGUGGUGUUGGAGAGAGCGUUUGGAGAGUUGAGCAAAGGGAAAGCUUUCUUUGGUGGGGAUAAUAUUGGGUUUGUAGACAUAGCACUCGGUAGUUUGUUGGGGUGGAUUGAAGUGAUCGGGAAACAGUGUGAGAAGAAGCUGGUUUCGGAGGCCAAAACGCCUAGGUUGGUGCAGUGGGCGGAUUGCUUCUCCGCCCAUGAGGCGGUGAAGGAUGUUUUACCCGAUGUUGACAAACUGGCUGAUUUUGGGUUGAAGCUUAGAGCUAAGAUCUUGAAAGCUUUGGGUCGCACUAAUUGAAAUCGAUGUUUGGACAGUGUUCUACUUUCUUUCUCCUUAAUUUGUACUUUCGUCAUUGAGAGACUCUUGUCUUGGGUCUUAUGAUCAAUAAUAAUUUCCAUAAUUGCCUUCUUCCA
Messenger RNA from Gossypium raimondii (Peruvian cotton), 968 nucleotides. Its product is annotated as glutathione S-transferase U17. Lineage: Eukaryota; Viridiplantae; Streptophyta; Magnoliopsida; Malvales; Malvaceae. The transcript has 2 exons. The record is from RefSeq and is a predicted model, not a curated record. Bases 148 to 852 code for a protein of 234 amino acids. Gene Ontology annotation, biological process: glutathione metabolic process. Gene Ontology annotation, molecular function: glutathione transferase activity. Gene Ontology annotation, cellular component: cytoplasm.